AUGGUGACAGAAAAGGAUACCAGAGUGAGCCGUAUUUAUCCAAAUCUGAAAUACAUUCGCGAAGUUUCGAUCAAAAUUGCACUUGCAAUUGGCAAGCACUGCUAUGAGCUCAUCGAUGUGACUUAUGAAUGGCCAGCGAACGAUAUGAAACAUGGCUUCCCGGUACCGGUAGUAAGACGCGAGUCGGUGGAUGAAUAG
Molecule: messenger RNA, 198 nt
Organism: Gongylonema pulchrum
Lineage: Eukaryota; Metazoa; Nematoda; Chromadorea; Rhabditida; Gongylonematidae
Source: the annotation of a GenBank genome assembly